GUACAGUCUUGUGAAAAAGUACCUCGGAACCGGGGAAAUGGUGCGAAGGAGGGAAUUUUAGACGGGAUCAAUAAAGGGAUAAAUAGAGCUCCCUUCCUUUUCCUCCAGCAGAGAGAGACCGAGAGGGAGACGCUGGUUUAUCAGCAACAUGCUUUUACCGCCCCCCCCCUCCGCUUUCUCCCUCGGUCUGAGCUGAAAACUGAUUACAGGUUGCUUAUCGACUCCAGCACAAAUUCACCCCUUCCAGCAUAGAUCUUGGAGGGUUUUAUAUCGCAUCAAUUAUUUAUCAUAUUUUAUAAAUCCAGCAGCACUACAAUUUUUUGCCCCCGAGGAGGGAACGGGCGGCGAUUGGCGCCGCCGGAGCCACGUGCCCGCGCGUCACAUGGGCCGGGAGGAAAAAGGGCUCCUUUUUGGUGUAAAUCUGGACUCUAAUUCCGUAAUAUAUCACGGUACCUCGUAAAACCGACACUAAAACGUCCCGACCUACAAAUCACCCGGCCAAAUUAUGAGUUCAUUGUAUUAUGCGAAUGCUUUAUUUUCUAAAUAUCAAGCCGCAAGUUCGGUUUUCCCAUCCGGAGUCUUUCCCGAGCAAACUUCUUGCGCUUUCGCCUCCAACACCCAGCGAGCGGGGUAUGGGGCCGGAUCCACGCCUCCCUUCGCCGCCUCCAUGCCCGGGCUCUACUCCAGUGGCAGCGCCGUGCACCCCCAGCCCCCCAGCAUGUAUUCCUCCGGUUACGGCCUGGAGCCCGGCUCCUUCAACAUGCACUGUUCCCCUUUUGAGCAAAACCUCUCCAUGAUGUGCCCGGGAGAUGCUUCCAAGCAGAAUUGCAGCAAAACGGACCAGAGGGACUCAGAUUUGCAAAGCGACAGUAACUUCCGUAUCUACCCCUGGAUGAGGAGCACAGGCACCGACAGAAAACGCGGCCGCCAGACCUACACCAGGUACCAGACCCUGGAGCUGGAGAAGGAGUUCCACUACAACCGCUACCUGACGAGGAGGAGACGCAUCGAGAUCGCCCACGCCCUGUGUCUCACGGAGAGACAGAUCAAAAUCUGGUUCCAGAACAGGCGCAUGAAGUGGAAAAAAGAAAAUAAAACUGCCUGCUCCGGCUCCAACAGCCAGGAAAAACCAGAUGCGGAGGACGACGAGGAGGAAUGAAAGGGGCGAGAGGUGGAUGCACGAAAGGUGGAAACCCACGCGAGAAGAUAAGGGGGGGAAAACACAGAAAAAGACUAUAUAUUAAAAUAGAUAAAUGAUAAGUGCAUAAAUAAUUAAAAACCCUAGAAAUGAUACAUUGUGUUUCCUGACACUGAAAAAAAUACUACCUAUAUUAAAGUCUUUUUUUUUUUUUUGUACAAUAGAAUGACUAUCUACCUAUUAAAUGUGGCUUUAGAGUCAGAAUAGACACAUUUUUCUAUGUGAGUCUUCCUAUAGUACAAGUAAUUUGUAAAUCUCCGUUUGUACUUCGCUGUGUACUUUUUGGUAUGAAGUAACGUGGACGUGUUUAGCACCUUUAAUUUAGAAAAUGUGACCUGGAAGUCUGAAUGCAAAUUAUACUUAGCGUACAUAGUCUUGUACAUAAUAUGAAUGAUUAUUACUCCUUCUCCCUGUCAACCUCUGUGGUUCUUUACUCUUUGCUAUGCUCUUUUGUCUGUGUAUAUUUUUACCUGGAUUUCUUCCUUGUUCAAGUCUCUACGAAAAAAAAAAAAAAAGAGGAAUUAAUAUUGUGCUACGUAAAAUGUUGUAUAUCAAAGUAGCAAAUUAUUUAAUUGCGACGCGUUGCUUUUUUUUUUUUCCCACCUUGUCUGUGAUUAUUAUUCUUCGAAAUAAAAAGGAAAUCUCCAAUAACC
This is a messenger RNA of Grus americana (Whooping crane), 1851 nucleotides long. RefSeq names its product homeobox B7 (gene HOXB7). Gene Ontology annotation, cellular component: nucleus. Gene Ontology annotation, molecular function: RNA polymerase II cis-regulatory region sequence-specific DNA binding; DNA-binding transcription factor activity, RNA polymerase II-specific. The transcript is spliced from 2 exons. The record is from RefSeq and is a predicted model, not a curated record. Bases 506 to 1159 code for a protein of 217 amino acids. NCBI's taxonomy places the organism in Eukaryota, Metazoa, Chordata, Aves, Gruiformes, Gruidae. Gene Ontology annotation, biological process: anterior/posterior pattern specification; regulation of transcription by RNA polymerase II.